Messenger RNA from Hemisphaericaspora subhashii, 1689 nucleotides. RefSeq lists its product as uncharacterized. NCBI's taxonomy places the organism in Eukaryota, Fungi, Ascomycota, Pichiomycetes, Serinales, Debaryomycetaceae. The transcript has a single exon. The record is from RefSeq and is a predicted model, not a curated record. The coding region runs from base 1 to 1689 and encodes 562 amino acids.
AUGGAAUGGAUCCAAAAACAACUCAGAAAACUAGUAGUUAUCGACCACAUCAUCUCCAAUCAACAAUCAGAACCCCUCUCAAUCCCACCUACUGAUCCUCAUAACCCUACUUCAUCGACAUAUCCCCCUUUUGAUGAGGAUGAAUUUCGAUUAGGAUUGAGAUUGUUGAGUAGUGGUGUCGUAGGUGGGACUUCGACAUUGUUUAGGAUUUGUGAAUUGGAGUUUUCACACAGAGGGACGAUUUUGAAUGUGAGUAGCAGGACUAAUACUACGACAACGACAACGACAGUUGAAGGGGAUGGGGGAUAUGCGAGGGAAAAGGAUAGUGAACUUGAAACUAUGGAAGAAAAGGAAUCGGUUUAUGAGAGUGAAGACGGAGAAUAUGACGUGGAGGAAGGAGCUGAGGACAUGGUGGCUGACGAGGAGAUGAUUGUUGAAAAAGGGAACAGAAAUCACCAGCAGUGGCAAGAAACACCAUAUUUCCAGACCUACGAUCCUAAUAAAUGGCCAUCUGUUUCCAAUCACUUAUCCGAACUGGCAUUUGGACAAGUUGGAAGAACCACCCCACAGAAUGAAGAAAAUGAAGAAUUUUAUCUAGAUGUAAUAUCCGAUGACGACGGUCUUGGUUCAGAAGAUGCAAGCAUUUCAGGAUUUGCAUUAUGGAGAUUAGCCCCACCUCCUCCUUAUACCAAUAUUGGCCCUGAGAAGAGGGUGGUUGUUAGAUAUCCCGAUUUUCCCAUUUCCGGAAGUCUGAAUGUGUCGUAUGAUAAUAUUUGUUAUGAAGAGGAAGAUGGAUAUGAAGACAUUGGAUAUCCGAGUGCCUCUAGUUUUGAGAACCGCAACAAUACCAAUCCUCACGAAAGCAAGCCAGUUGGGAAAACUAGCCGGGGUAGAAGUAUUUGGAUGCUUCAACGAAGAAGAAAGACUCAGAGGAAGAAUUGGACAAGAACAAAAGAUAAUUGGGUAAUAUAUCUUAAAGGGAGAUUAUGUGAGGUGUAUCUGAAUUGGAAAACUAGGGUGAAGGAAAAGAGUGGGAGUGAGGUUAAUUUGUUGAAUGAUUAUGAUAUUGGAUCAGUGAGGAGCGUUGUUAGUGAUGCCGAUAGCUGGUCUCGGAAGAGUUCUCUUAAGCUGUUUUUUGUGAGGGAGGGAGUUCAAGAAGGGUCUUCAUCAGAUGGCCUUGGCAAGAAGUGUGAGAUGGAAGAAGGCGAGAAUUUGAUAGGGGAAGACGAGGGGAACGAAGAGUCUCUUGAAGAGGAGGUCAAACAAGAAGUUGAGGAAGUAGCAAAGAAGGAAAAUGAGGACGAUUUCGUUGUAAUUCAUAGUGAUUAUGAGGAGAUGAUCCAAUUAGAGAGUGAUGUUAGCGGAGCUAUACUUUAUAUAAUUGGUCAAUAUGCCCAAGGAGAUGGAGAAGCAUCAACAGCUCAGAAACACGAAGAAAAUCAUUCAUUAGAGGACAAUCGAGAGGAACUUGAGGAGUUUGCAUCAGUUGAAGAAUCAUUGCAAGAAGGAGCACUAGAUGCGUCUGAAGAAAAAGUGCACGAGCCCAAGGCAGGGAUGACGAUGGUAACAAACCAGUGUGAGGUUAAUUGUGAAGAAGAAGAAGUAACUGAUGUUGAAGAUGAUACUAAUAGUAGUAUUAGCCUUGGCAGUAUUUAUUCAUUUCCUUAUGAAAUUAUUACUUAUACUUAG